Messenger RNA from Cladophialophora carrionii CBS 160.54, 1194 nucleotides. RefSeq lists its product as uncharacterized. Gene Ontology annotation, biological process: 'de novo' NAD+ biosynthetic process from L-tryptophan. Gene Ontology annotation, cellular component: cytoplasm. The coding region runs from base 1 to 1194 and encodes 397 amino acids. Lineage: Eukaryota; Fungi; Ascomycota; Eurotiomycetes; Chaetothyriales; Herpotrichiellaceae. The transcript has a single exon. Gene Ontology annotation, molecular function: heme binding; metal ion binding; indoleamine 2,3-dioxygenase activity. The record is from RefSeq and is a predicted model, not a curated record.
AUGCUCUCCCGUCCCUCACUCCCCAGCCCACAAGACUACGACGUUGACCUCGGGACCGGUUUUGUCACCGCGAGCCCCGCAGAGCUGCCAGCCUAUUAUGCACCAUGGUGCAAGCUCAUUUCAGAUCUUCCCUGCCUCCUUGAAUCGACCACCUUCCAGACAAAAGUCGACGAGCUUGAGCUUCUCAGCACGAGUCACCUCAUCGCCCCGGCUCAUUGGCAACGUGCGUAUGUAGUCCUCGGCUUUCUGACUCAGGCCUAUAUCUGGCAAGACAAGACGAAGCCUUCAGAAAUUGUUCCAGCCAACCUAGGCGAACCUUUCCUCCAAGUCUGCGAGUACCUUGGUAUGAGACCCGUCUUGAGCUACGCUGGGAUCUGUCUAUGGAAUUGGACACCACUAUCUGAAGGUGGCCGCGUGGAUACAGCUCAAGCACUAAGCGACUUUCAGAGUGUCACGUCCUUCGCUUCCUUUACUGGAACACGGGACGAAGACGCGUUUAAUCUGGUUCCCGUAAUGGUUGAGGCACAAGGUGCCAAGCUCGUGCCAGCGAUGCUCAAAGCGAUACUGGACGACCGAAAGGGCGUCUCGCAAGAUCUAAGCUCGAUCUUUGACAUCUGUGCCACAACGCUCUCAAAAAUGGGAGACCUCUUGGCUGUUCUGCACAAGAACUGUGAUCCAACAUUUUUUUACCAGAGGAUACGCCCCAUGCUAGGAGGUAGUGCUGGAGCGGAGGAGCGGGGACUCCCCGACGGCGUCACCUUGAGACGCAGUAACGGGCUCCACGAGAUUGUCAAGUGCGUCGGAGGUAGCGCGGCGCAGAGCACUUUCUUCCAGUUUCUCGAUCACAUGCUGGGCAUCCGUCACGAGUCCAAGAUGCUGGUUGAGAUGAGAGCCUACAUGCCGAAGAAACACAGAGACUUUCUGGAGGCAGUCGAGCUAUUGCCUUCGCUGCGGGAUGUGAUUGACCGGCACCCAGAGGAUCCAGGUCUGCAGGCGGCCUUUCGACCAGUCAUUGAGGCAUUUCAACGCUUCAGGACAAAGCAUGUCGCCGUCGUCUCGAGAUACGUUUCCCUACCUGCUGCGGCCCAGUUGCAAGGCAAGCCCGCCAUUGAGUCAAGAGGGACCGCUGGCUCACUGCCAAUACCAUUCUUGAAGCAGUACCGAGACGAGACGACUUUCAAACCCGCACACUAA